AUGAGAUCAGCCAGGGUCCAUCUAGACGAUGAUGAAGGUCUUUUAUGGAAUCAUUUUUCAACCGACUUUGAGAGCUCUGCGUUUCUACUUUCCGGGGAUUUAUUUGAAAAAAUUAAUGCUCUUGCAAGUGGAGAUCUUGCUGGCAAGCCGGCGCACAAUGUUGCCAGAGAUGUUGCGUGGAGAAUGGAGACUUUUCUACGGGAUUUUGUAGCAGUGGUUACGGUAGCAGAAAAAAGUGAAGAAAAGCUGUUGGUUCGCACUCCUCAAGUGACAGUGAUUUGUGCGAUAACAGAGCUGAUGAUGAUGGAUACAGACUUCACCUUGCUUCUGCUGGGUUUGAGGUCAUUUACCAACUUAAUUGCUGUCAUCACUGAGUCAAAACCAAGGAGGAUUGCUCAAGGGGACUUCGAUACACUGAUGAAUAACCAAUCUGGAGACGGGUAUUGCUGGAUCUUUCAUCUGGCUACAAACUUUCUACGGAUCGCCCUCUCUGACCCCAAGCGUUUAAUUCGAACCGCGGGCUCCCAACUGGUGGCGAAGCUUUUGCAUCUCCCUGGAGGCUCGAGGUCAAUUGUACGCGACCUUGCUGCUCCCAUACUUAGUUGUUACGAUGACAACUUAAAGACACUUGACACUGUUAAAUCAAGACUACGCAAGGAAGCAAUUGACUGUGUUACGGCGGCACUUUUACUUUGCCCUGCCUCGGUAUUCAACUUCUAUGAGAUUGUGGAUUCUGUAAUUGUUCCAGGAUUGAAGGACCCCAAGCACAUAGUGCGUAAUGCAGCCCUCGAUUGCCUGGCAGUGGCAGUAAAGCAAGAAAGUGAUGCUCUAAUCUACCGUGUUGAAUCACAGUUGCCUAUCCUAAAUCGCAACAACAGUGCCAAGAGGGAGGAGAAGGAGGGAGAGCAAGAGGAGCUUUCCAUUCACUAUACUGCGGCAUCUUUGCGUUCUAUUGUCUUUCAACGUCCCCUACCCUCUCUCAAUAGUCAAUCUCGCCUUGUUCGUCCACCUCGAUUAGACUCCACCGUCAAAAUGUCGGCUGUGGGGCAGGUCGAUUGCGAGUCCUCAUCUUCCAUCUGUGAACGUCGUAAGCCAAGUGCGGGCCGGAUGCAUGGAAACUUGCGACUGCCUUGGGACCCCAGGGAAAGUGUGGUGGUGGUCGGUUCUGCCACUGGACCUUCGAGACGUUGCCCCAUUUCUUUGCCCAAUCUUUCGCAAUCGGCAAACGCCACCCUGGAUAGGAAUUUUAAUGAGCCCAGGUCGAGUGGUCGGUCCCCACAACGUUCAGUCAGUAACCAAAACCCCGGGUAUCAGUCUCUCGACCUCGACAGUCGUGCAGAGAUACGGCGCAGUUUAAACCUCUCUGGUGCUUCCUACUGUAAAGACAAUCAAGGCAAGUUCAUCAUUCACUUACCUCCAGCCUUCAAACGCAAUCAUCCUUCACAGAGCCCACUCUUAUCACCACUUCAAAUAAGUGGACUCUUGUCUUGCCUUCUUGUAAUAGCAGCCGCUGAGGCGCAGAUGGGAGUCGCCUAUGAGGGCAGUGGUACGGGAUCGGCUAGGGUAAUCUCGAGCUCUCUCGCAAUUUCCCCAUCGACAUCUGAGAACUGCGUAGUUGGAAAUCGCAAGUUGAUGAAGACUAUCGAGCCCUCAGAGACUCAAUUGUGGAAGCAAUCCAUGCUUUCUCACACCACCCAGCAUACCCUCUUCUCUAUCGACAAGUCGAGCCGUUGCGGCAAGAUUUCCAACUCACCCACCGACUGCCAUACUUUGCAUGCAGGACCACUGCGGGGUCAACAUGAACUGGCCAAAAAUAUGAUGCUCCCCAGUCCAGAUUGUGCUUUCCAAUAUCCUCAAGUUGACAUUGUUGGCAGGAGUAUGCAUCCGUUUGGAGAUUUUAGCAGAACUUCAAUCAAACAUGAUGGAAGCGACGCCGAUGGCCGAAAUGACAACGGUGAUGAUUAUAACGCGACUAAUGAAUCCGGACGAAAAGCAGAGCCAUCUAGCUCGCCAGAAUCUGAUGAUGAUGACAACACCCUGAGGACAGGCAUUGAAGGUCACGCGCCACGAGGAUUUGGUCGGAGGUCAAGUCGCUCUAGGCAAGGUGACAAUGUGAAAUCUGCCUCUUUGCAACGGGAGAGGAGGGGAGAUUUUGGAGAUCUAGACUCAGCAAGAAACGGACCUCAGACACCCACGCGGACGCCGUCAUUGCAAAGGCCACCACAUGGGGUCCCUACCAGACGACCACCCACUGGUCCUCGCGAUGGAAGCCUUCAGCGCAGGACCAUUCGCCAGCAGAGUCCUGACAGCGCCUCCAGAGAAGCCACUCUCUCACGCCUCUCCCAAAAUCACCCCUCCAUGAAUGACUCAGGCAAGUGUCGAGAUGUCACCUCAGCCCUCAAUCAAAUCGAGUCCACGGACUGGGAGGACAAAGUCGACGGUCUUCUGAGCCUCUCUACACUGGCCCUGAAGCACCCCACAGCCUUUUCCAAUUCUCCCGAUACCUAUUCCGCGAUCAUUCACGUUGUUACCUCUGAAUGCAGAAAUCUCCGCUCCCAGGUAUCCAGACAAGCCGUGAAGACGAUAGCUGACCUCUUCCGUGGUCUGGGUCGCCUUCUCGACCCCCACGUGGACACCUGCGUGCGUGUGCUUCUUGCCAAGACGGGCGAGGCCUCGGCAGCCUUUUUGCGUGGGGAGGUUGCAAUUGCACUUAGCGAUCUCGUCCGGUCUGUCAAUCCCAACAGAGCCCUUAUUGCUCUCUUCCAGCAUGGAUUGGGUCACAAGAACGCAGCAGUGCGACGGCAGUGCGCCAUCCAGGCGAGUUACCUCAUCGAAAGUCUGGGCCCUAGUCGGGUUCUGCAAGCCGCCAAUCAGCGCGGGAACCUCUCCUCCUGGGGCUCCAUGACCACGGUGUGCGGUGGCGCAGCCUCCACUCCGAGCCUCAACGCCUCUGCCACCGGUGUCAGCAGCGCUUCUUCUCAGGCCAUUACUGAACGCGUGAUUGUGGCAUUGGGAAAGUUCCUUCUAGACAGCAAUCAGGAGACUCGGUACUACGGCCGUCGUAUUCUUGCUACUCUACAACAGAGCCCCGAUUUCGAGCGAACGCUGACGCGUUAUCUCUCCGGACAGAUGCUACGGGCCGUCCGUGAAGCGACCGACUAUUUGCACGCCAAGGUUAUUGACAGAUUCAACUUUUCGACUUAA
Messenger RNA from Echinococcus granulosus, 3204 nucleotides. RefSeq lists its product as hypothetical. Lineage: Eukaryota; Metazoa; Platyhelminthes; Cestoda; Cyclophyllidea; Taeniidae. Gene Ontology annotation, molecular function: microtubule binding. Gene Ontology annotation, biological process: microtubule cytoskeleton organization. The coding region runs from base 1 to 3204 and encodes 1067 amino acids. The record is from RefSeq and is a predicted model, not a curated record. The transcript has 16 exons. Gene Ontology annotation, cellular component: cytoplasmic microtubule.